Messenger RNA from Lucilia cuprina (Australian sheep blowfly), 563 nucleotides. RefSeq lists its product as uncharacterized. Bases 40 to 285 code for a protein of 81 amino acids. The transcript has a single exon. NCBI's taxonomy places the organism in Eukaryota, Metazoa, Arthropoda, Insecta, Diptera, Calliphoridae. The record is from RefSeq and is a predicted model, not a curated record.
UAAAAACAAAUAAUAUUUUUUUUUUAAAACCCAACAACAAUGGCCUAUCAAACAUUAGUCAACACAACCAUCUCUACCAUGCCAGCCAACAAACCUCAAUAUACACCCAGUAAAGUCUUGAAAAAGGCAUUAAAAUCGGUACGCAAACUCUUCAAGAAAUCGAAUAAACAUCAAAAAUUCCUCAAUGAAACAAUCUAUGCUCAUGAUGAAGCCGACUAUUCGAGUGAAGAAGAAUUGGAAAAUCAAGAAAAUGAAAGAAAAGAAGCCUUAAAGCAAGAAAAUUGAAACAACUAAAGAGCCCCAGACAACAUCUGUAAAGGAUGAUGCUUCAGCUUUAUGACCAAUGGCUUUAGAAGUCUUUAAAACUUAAGCCAAAGCUUUAACAUUUCAAACUGUGACCAGGAGAGCAACAUGAGUAAAUAGCUCUUUAAACCAAAGGGUGUUAAGUGAUACCCGCAAGGAAAAAGCAACAAAAAAUCACUUGUACAACAGCUUUAAUCUACAAAUGUCUUCCAACAUUUUCAUUUUAGUUUUUAAGAAAAAUUUAAAAAAAAAUAAAAUAA